Molecule: messenger RNA, 318 nt
Organism: Meloidogyne enterolobii
Lineage: Eukaryota; Metazoa; Nematoda; Chromadorea; Rhabditida; Meloidogynidae
Source: the annotation of a GenBank genome assembly
AUGGCAAAACGUACAAAAAAGGUUGGUAUUGUUGGUAAAUAUGGCACUCGUUAUGGAGCAUCUUUGAGAAAAACUGCUAAGAAGGCAGAGAUCUCUCAACAUGCUAAAUACACUUGCGCUUUUUGUGGAAAGGAAGCAAUGAAACGAUCGUGUGUUGGUAUAUGGCAGUGUAUGAAAUGUCAUAAAAAGGUUGCUGGUGGUGCCUAUGUUUACAGCACAACAACCGCUGCCACAGUUCGAAGCACGAUCCGUCGUUUGCGUGAGACAAAAGAAUAAAAAUUGGGUAAUGACAAAGAGGUUCUUUAUUUUUUGUUGUUG